GUUAUUGUGAAACGAGACCUAUAAAUAACUUAUACCGUACUCCGCGGGAGCAGCACUCUCAUACAUUAAUUCCUUGCGAGACCCGAUCCCCAGAAACCGCGUAAACGUCAGAGCACUCGAAGUUGGAAAUAGGAGGGUUUUUGGCCCGAUUCGCUUCAGAUUCUUCUUGCGAUGGAGGACGAGUUCUCGUUCUCGGAUACGGUCCCUCCGUCGUUCGAUAAGAAAACGGGAAAUGUGGGCAGUGAAGUGAAGGGGUUUAACCCCGGUUUGAUAGUACUGCUUGUGGUAGGAGGGCUAUUGCUCAUCUUCCUUGUUGGCAACUAUGCACUGUACAUGUAUGCCCAGAAGACCCUCCCACCAAGAAAGAAGAAGCCCGUCUCCAAGAAGAAGAUGAAGAGAGAGAGGCUCAAGCAAGGGGUUUCUGCACCUGGAGAAUAAAAGAAAAGGUACAAGACUAGACAGCAACAGCUCAUUCCAAGACUACUCUCAAUCCCAAAGACUGGAAAGCAUAAUCUCAGUUCAUUUCCUUGUAGGACUUUCAGUGUUUCUCUCUGGUGUGUUUUUAGGGUGUUUAGUUUUGAGGUUUUCCUUUUUUGAUCUGGUCAGUUGUGAAUUUCGGACGGAGAGACCGCACCUCGUAAUCCAGCUAUUCGUGUUAGGUAA
Molecule: messenger RNA, 663 nt
Organism: Magnolia sinica
Lineage: Eukaryota; Viridiplantae; Streptophyta; Magnoliopsida; Magnoliales; Magnoliaceae
Product: DNA-binding protein S1FA-like
Exons: 3
Coding region: 172-438 (88 amino acids)
Biological process (GO): regulation of DNA-templated transcription
Cellular component (GO): nucleus
Molecular function (GO): DNA binding
Source: RefSeq, a predicted model, not a curated record